AUGCCCUCACAAUCAAAUCUGAGAGCUGCUCAGGCCGUUGUUCUUUCACGCCAGCGACUUCGCCGCGGUCUCAAUCGUGAUGCUGCCGGCCGCCGAAAGAAGCCACUGACUCUUCGUGCUGCUGAAGCUCGAUAUGCCGGCUCUGCUCGUGCAUCUAUCGGCCGCAUCGUCAAGAGACUUGAGGCUGCGAAUACCGUAGAUUAUGAGGAUGUUGUCGAUCCUAAGAUGGGGCGCCCGCGGCAACUCACGGAUGAGGAAGAAGAAGCUAUCGUGUGUUAUAUCAUCUGGAUGGAAAAGUCAGGCCUGCCUGCCUCCAAGUGGGAAAUAGAAGAUGCAGCACUUACUCUGCGGCGCCGCCGUGAUCCUGAUGCGAGACCUGUGAGCAAGAUGUGGUACUCUCGCUUCCGCGAUGAUCAUCCUGAGCUUGCGAAAUCGAUAUUGAAGUCGAGAGAAGCUUCGCGUGCCGAAUAUGAGGAAGGCGGCGUUGAUGAUACGAAGGAGUGGUUCCAACGCCUCAGCGAUGUGAUGACGAAGUACAAUAUCGGUGCAUCAGAGACCUGGAAUGCAGAUGAAGCAGGAGUUAGAGUCGGAAUGCUACGAGAUAAGAUGGAAUGCCUCGUUGUACGCACCAAGAAGAAGUCAGCAACAGAGGUAUUUUCUCCGCAAGAUCGCGAGACUUGCACAGUCAUCGGCUCAGGCAACGCAGCCGGCGCAACAACGCCCCCCUGGCUGAUCUUCAAGUCGUUGCCAACGCUUGAGUGGGCGUUCAUUGAAGGCGAUCCUGAUAUGCGCUUCGCUCAGUCAGACUCGGCAUUCUCAAGUGCGGCGAUAACGCUCGAGUGGGCGAAGCACUUCAACCGAUGCUCGUGGGAGAAAUCUGCUACUGUACAGAAACGUCAGCUUGAUUUUGAAGAGUGGUUUGGGUGUAAUGAGCACCUUCAGGAUACAAAUAACCGCUUGGUUACUCACGAUAUGCCUCCCGCGGCGAGGCGUUGCGGAAGGGAAAUCUUACCUUUGGCCGGCGUGCCUUUGCAGGAGCUUUUCAGGAAGCAGCUCAAGAAGAAGAAGACCUUCACGCCUGCUCAUUUCUCACUUCUUCCCUCAGAUAUGCGAUUUCACGCCGCUUCCAGCACCGCCGAGACCAUCGGCGAGCGAUAUCACGAUAUCCUCAGUUCUCCUACGCUCGCAGGGCUCCGGCACAUUCGCAACAUCGUUCAUGAAGCUGUGGUGCUUGAGGAUGUUAUCAAAAUAUCGCUGCAAGAUCUGCGAGAUCAACAAGAGGAGGCUAUCGCCGACGAUAAGAAGAAGCAACAUAAGCAGGGUAUACGAUUCACACGAUCUGUCAUCAUCAAGGAGAUGAACCGCCUCAAGGAUGAGUGGCGAGAGAAUAAAGAAGUUAUCGUCAACGGCAUACCAAAGAGGCUGCAGUUCAAGCAGUGGUUGGAGCACACAGGGAAGCAAUAUGACUAUUUAUCUAUGGAUACACAGCGUUCACAAAUGACUCAAGCACUGAAAGAAGAGACUGACGGCUAUAUGAUAGAUACACAACUCCCUGAUGAUGUGCGUGAAGCUAUCCGCAAGGCACAGUAUGCCGCGAAGCCCCUCAGCGCCGUUGAUCUCACCGGCCUCCCUCACAGUGAUGAUACGGUCACUUUCAACCUCACACAAGCACACGAGCACGAGGAAAUGGAUGAAGAAGACGAGAUUCUUCCUGUAAUUGAAGUCGCCGGCGGCAGCGAAGUCGAGAUGCCCUCAUCGCCGCCCUGUGCACCUGACUCUGAGUCAUCACUACCUACACUUCCCUCAACUCCUUGUCCCUAUCAACACCACACGCAGCUUCAUGAGUCACUUCGUGAUAUCAUCAGGGGAAUAAGAACGGCACAAGAAGAUAGCCUUAUUGGCUAA
This is a messenger RNA of Fusarium poae, 1905 nucleotides long. RefSeq lists its product as uncharacterized. NCBI's taxonomy places the organism in Eukaryota, Fungi, Ascomycota, Sordariomycetes, Hypocreales, Nectriaceae. The record is from RefSeq and is a predicted model, not a curated record. Bases 1 to 1905 code for a protein of 634 amino acids. The transcript has 3 exons.